Messenger RNA from Hypanus sabinus (Atlantic stingray), 1717 nucleotides. Its product is annotated as HORMA domain-containing protein 1-like. The coding region runs from base 211 to 1341 and encodes 376 amino acids. NCBI's taxonomy places the organism in Eukaryota, Metazoa, Chordata, Chondrichthyes, Myliobatiformes, Dasyatidae. The transcript has 15 exons. The record is from RefSeq and is a predicted model, not a curated record.
UUUCUUUUACACUGGAUGCCGCCUGUUCAUUUGUGUGUUUACAGCGUUUUGUUUUUAUUUCAAGUUUCCAGUAUCUGCAAUAUUUUUAAGAUUAAUUUUCAGCUUUAAGGCAGGAAGGUGCUAAUAGAGUGAUUAUUUGUCAUUAAAUGCUGAAAAUGCCACAUGGUGUCUGUGUAAACUGCCUUUGAAAGCAGCGACCGAGACAUUUCUAUGAACAGCAUCACACCAAACACUGGAGGAACUCAGCGGGUCAGGCAACAUCUAUGGAGGGAAACGGACAGUCGACGUUUUGGUUUGAGACCCUCCAUCUGGUCGAAUUUGUGGACUGCAAUAUUUCCCAAUGAUGUAGCAACAGAACACCAAUCCCUUGUAUUCACAAAAAGAAUGAUGGCUUUGGGAGUAUCAUGUAUCACAUAUCUGCGUGGGAUAUUUCCUGAAGAUGCCUAUAGAACUCGAUAUUUGGAAGGCAUGUGUGUAAAAAUAUUGCGUGAUGACAGUCAGUUUCCUGGAGCAAGCAAAGUAGUAAAAUGGAUGCUGGGCUGUUUUGAUGCUUUGGAGAAAAAAUUUCUACGAACAAUUAUUCUUGGAGUUCAUAGAGAUCCAGAGGAUCCAAAUAGUAUAAUAGAGUCUUACCAGUUUAAAAUCAAGUACACUGCAGAUGGACCAAAGCUGGAUAUUUUAAGCAAAAACAAACAUAUUGGAACUGAAGUAAGCUUUCAAGAUACAAAGAAAGCCUCCAUACUGCUCAUCCGUAAGCUAUUUGUCUUGAUGCAGAGCCUGGAGGUUCUUCCUAAUGAUGUGUCUUUGACAAUGAAACUCUUCUAUUAUGAUGAAGUGACUCCUCCUGACUAUCAGCCUCCGGGGUUUAAAAAAGUGCGGGUCACCACAGAGAAAGAGACAAUGGAACAGCUGAAGAAAGAGAACGUGCUAGACGAGGAAAAUGAAACUUCACAACAGGAAUUUGAAGAAGUCAAAUCCAUGGGCAGAAACUCUGUAAUGGCUGGCAUUCCAAACCACCAAAAUACUACUGUUCAGCCGAUACUCCAGAAAUACAUGCCUAGAGAGCAAUCAUUUGGUGCUUCAGAGAAAGAGAUAAAGCAGUUGGUAGCAAAGGCAGCAGAGCUGGAUGUUUCAGACAAAAGGACAAAAGUUGGGAAAGAGCUGGUACAAGGGAAUGGUUUACGGCAAAAUGGAGAAAUGCACCUGGAACCACAGAAGUUGAGUACUACACAGUCAAUAAAAGCUGUUCGAGCAAAAAAGACUAUCUCUGAAGUUAACCGUGAAGCAAAUAAAUCUGCAGUGCUUCAAGAGAAGAAUACAAAGAGAAGGAGAAAAAAUUGAGAAAUGGAUAAAUUUGAUAAUAUUUGAUAAAUAGUCUUAUGGCUAUUAAGCUAAUUAAUUUUUAAUUAGUAUUUUGAAUUGAUUACACAUUACCAUUAUUUAAAACAAUAUGAGUAAAUAUUAUUAAUAUAUGUCUGAAAAUGUAUAAAAUAUACAUACCUUGGAUGUACCUGCAGUUAAAUAGAACUUCCUAGUCAUGUGUGCCUUAUAACAUGAAACCAGCUUUCUAAAGAAGUUUUCUUCUCUGUGAUAAACACAUUUAUGAAAGUUUAUCUAGCUUAAGCAAGGUUUCAAAAUGGACUCAGUCGGCUACUUUAUUUCACAUCUUAUUUCAGUCCAGCAAGAUGUGUAAGUAUAAGGUUUGUUUUUUUAAAAA